UAAUAGUUGCUAAUAACAUAAAACCUUCGUUUCGCGCUUAUCAUACCCAUUUCUUGUUGAUAGACGAAGGGUAUAGAAAGCGUUUUCGCUUGCGUCGCGGUUUGGCCGUCUUUCUGGCUCUGUCGUGAGUCGGGUUCCGAUUUUACGGGUUGGCGGGGUCGGCACUGCCGACGCCGCUGUCGCCGUCGUCAUUUGCCGACUCCGCUUUGCGACGGCUCUUUCGCCUUAGCUCUUGACGCAGUUGCAAACGUGAGUGCGAAGCGUGUAAACGUGAUUUGGUUUCAAGCUUCAGCUCCGACAGCGCUCUUGUGGUUUAUGCGCGCCUGUUAAUUCAGCGGGACAGAUUGGUAAAAAAGUCGCUGAAAGCUGAAACAAAGCAAAGUGUGUGCUGAAAAUAACUAUUUCAGUUAUUAUGAGUGUUACGAGUGUCAAUAAUGUUCACACAAGCCUCAAGCCGAAUCGAAAGCUAUAUUCGAGUACGUGUGUUAAUAUCCUGUGACUCUUCACACUGGCGAUAAAUCCAAAGCGCGAACCUAUUGGGCCCAGGCCCCAAAGACCAAGGCAAGUGUAGAAUCAUAGUGAAAAUCCUUUAAAGAAAUUUCUACAAGCCGCGAUUCUGUGUAUGUGCCAUUGUGUGUGUGAAACAGAGUGAAAGGAAAUAAUGGAUUUUACGAAAAUGGAUAAGGGAUUGCAAAUUUCAAAACUAAUAAAGUGCGAUUCUCUGGUGCUGCUGCUGCUGCUGUUGCUCAUGGGCAUUGUGAGCUCCUCGCAGGGCAGCAACAGCUUCGGAUUUGACUCGGCCAACUCGUGCAGCCCGAACAGUAAAGUGUCGCGGCGUGGGCGUGCCCAGAUGCUGGCGGCCAUACCGUGCGACCUGGCCAAGCAACCGUUCUGUCAUCUGCCCGGCUCGAUUUACCCGUGGCACGCCGUACGCCGGUUCGUGCACGAGAACCAGGGCCUGAUGAAGCGCAUGUAUGGGGAUGUGCGCCACAUAUCCAUACUGCGCGAUGAGAUCCAGAACAAUGAGGUCGUCGACAUGGACAACAUGGAGGAGGCAGCACAGCGCUACUCCAAGAUGCCGCGCGGCGCCAAGUAUAUGCUGCAUGGCAGGGAUGCAGAUCGAGAUGAGUUCAGCAACUACAAAGGCAACGAUGUGCUCAUGGAGCCACAUUUCCGGCCAGUGUCCACGACGAGUGCAACGACAACUACGACACCGACAACUCCAGCGACCCCAACGACUCCCGACACGACGAGUUUCGCUUCGACUGAGCCAACAGUGGCUGCAAUUGUGCAUCUGGGCGAGGAGCAGCCCAGCGUCGAGUCGAACAGCGUUUACGAGGUGGCCAAUGCCACUGCAGCAACUGCAACAACGACAACAACAACAUCAUCAACAACAACAGCAACAACAACGACGACGGCGCGACCUAAGCAAACGAUCGCAGAUGACCUUCCACAUGACAAUAUGAACAAUAUCGACAGCCCACCACAGGAAGUGGAGCAGGGCCUACGCAAUUUUUCGAGCAACCCUCUGCCUGUGACUCCUGCAGCAGCCUCAAAAGCAACUGCCACACCGUUGCCCAGUCAUAAGCAAAAGGUGAAUGAGAAUGCAACCACGACAAGUCCAUCUAUAGAUGGAGCAGCAUCUGCUAGCAACACCACGGUACAAACUAAGACAACAUCAGCAACACCAACGUCUCCCAUAGCGGCAGCAACAACUGCAACACUCAGCAGCAGCAACAACAACAUCAGCAGCAGCAGUUUAGUCCCACGCAGAAAUGUGACUAAGACGAUAUUAGGAGCAACGACACCUGCCAGCUUUGCAUCGCUCUUCUCGCCCACAUUCACGUCGUUGAUUGCGGACAAGCAGCGCAAGCCGGUGCCGGGCGGCAGUACAUCGUCGACACCUGCCAGCGCUACGAAAGCUGGGCUGUUGCGCGAGGGAGGGCAGUUGUUCCAGGAUGCCAUGAAGCAGGAGCCGAUGGCUGUCACAAGCAAUAUGCGUGGAGUAAAUGCUUGUCCUGUCAAGGACGAGGUGGUUGCUCCGUUCUGGGCGAACAACACGCGUGGCGAGGUCCUGGCGCUGCUCAAUCUGUACCCCUUCGAGCAGUACGUACACUGGGAGAAAUGCACCCAGGAGUUCAAGCAGAUGUUCUGCCGUGAUGGCUGCCGCUGCGAGCAGCAGUACCGGCUGCACCGCCUGCUGGCCUACGACCCGCACAACGAGUGCCGCGGCAUCUUCUCCGACUGGUUCCGCUUCCCCUCCAGCUGCAUAUGCAAGUGUUACAAUAUCCCAAUGGAAUUCCGCGCCACGUCGCGCAGUCCUCGCUCCGACAACAGCUUUGAUGCCACCCAGCCCCAGUCCCGUCCUCAGCCCCAUCUCGAUCCAAUUGAUGCCGCCGAGACCGAGGUCCAGCGAGCUAUCUAUGAGCAUGCGACCGAUCAGUGGUAUCGGCCGCGCGACGAAUACGAUUUCUUUGAGGGCUAGUUACGAUACGAUAGUUGAGUCCCCAAAUAUAAUGAAUAAUGAAAAAUGUCUUCGACUGAGUCUAUUGCUUAUCAACCUAGUCCCUCUAAAUGUACAGUAGUGUAACACCCCCAGAUAUAGCUGAAAGAUAAUAUUACUUAUUUCUGUAAUCAACUUUAACUUACACUAAAUCUAGUUAUGACUUAAGUUUCUAUAUGUUAGAUCAUCUUUUGUAGCCUAAGCAAGUCAUUAUGUUAUUGUAUAUAUAGACCAACAUAAUGUCUCUCCCAGCGAACAUUGACAGAGCAAGUGUACCUAGAAAUAUCUAUUAGACGACGGCGCAGAGCACGUUUAAUAGUAUUGCAUUUUAUGAUUAAGUGCGGCCAUAAUAUACAUAUAUUUUACACUGUAA
Drosophila navojoa is the source of this 2876-nucleotide messenger RNA. It is a transcript of the gene spz4, whose product is annotated as Spaetzle domain-containing protein 4. Gene Ontology annotation, biological process: innate immune response; central nervous system formation. Lineage: Eukaryota; Metazoa; Arthropoda; Insecta; Diptera; Drosophilidae. The record is from RefSeq and is a predicted model, not a curated record. Gene Ontology annotation, molecular function: Toll binding; growth factor activity. Gene Ontology annotation, cellular component: extracellular region.